AUGGAGAAUCCUGAGGAAUCUCCAGUGAAAUCUGUAGCUGAACCAAUUCUCACUGACCCUGAUAUUGAUAUUCCCAUAUAUAAAACGACCGAAAUCCCAAAGCGAUUCGUAUUUAAAAAUAUGGAAAAUUUUCUGAUCAAAAUUGAUCAAACCGCAUAUGAUGACACAUCUUGGAUAUGCAAGAAAUUUAUUAACAACUAUGAUUUGACCAUUGAUUUCUGUGAAAAACUUAUUUCACAAAUUAAUGAACGAAUUAACAAAGCAAAAAAGACUCUUUCAGAAUGUUUUCAGCGAAGUUUAGUACCUAACAAGCUAAAAUAUGUAGCUGUGAAUUCAAAUUCCUUCUUUUAUCUAAUAGUUCUUCUAAAAAGAAAAACAUCACUCGAAAAGAUCCUCAAUGAGAACAUUAUAUCAACUUUUACUUAUCGUAAAUCUAUAAUUUCUAAGAUAAUUGCACUCGCAAAGCAUCUCAAGAAAUAUCCACGUUCUUAUGUGAUAAAUAUCGGAAGAUUACAUGCUCUUAAUCCUCAACAUACCGAUUUCAUGAUAGAAACCGUACUAAAAAUUAAAGCUCUCGAAGUUGCAAUUUCAGAUGUCAAAGUUAUGCAUAUCUACACACCAAAAAUUGCAUUACAACCGUCAGAGCGUACUGAAUUCAUGAAAACAUCGAUCCUUUCAUGCCUUAGAUACCAAGAUCCUUUAACUGGUUACAUUCCUGAGACAGAACACCAUGGAACGUUUGCCACGUUCAUGGAUUCAAGAUUUGAAAUACAUAAGAUGGCAAAAACGAGUUCAAUUGAGACAAUUAUUAAGAGAACAAUAGAAGGUUCAACAGAAUUCACGAAUUUUAAAUCUCCCGAGCUUAUUCAAGCACUGAAAACGCUUGCAUCACGAUAUUGGUUCGAUAAACUAAUAAUUGUCAAUAAAUUUUACAAAGAAAAUUAUAAUCCAAAAUUUUCAAGUUAUGUUAAGAGUUUACGGUCUUGUUCACUCAAAGAACUUGGAAUUACAAACAAAUUGUUUAAAAAACUUGGCCAUUUCAAGUUUUCUUCAGAAUUAUUGAACUCUUACAUCUCAUUUCGCGAUGUUUCAUAUGAUUACAUUGAAUCUUUGUUAUACCAAACGUCUCCAUUGGAUAUAGCAAGGAAUUAUUAUACAAUUGACCUCUUAAUUUCAGGUUUUGUUGCUAAUACGCUCAAUCAGUCGAUUGAUACCAAAGAUGUCAAAGAGAAUCUUCCAUUUAUGUGGUCUGUCAUAUUUAUCAACUGUCCUUGUACUGUAAUUGAUCUUCCAAUCAAAUUUGUCAUGAAAUAUCAUGAUUUAUGCGAUAUUCCACACUUUUUAAUAGAGAAAUGCAAAGUGCCCUAUGAUAUUAUUAUGAAAUGGCAAGCGAAAUGUUAG
Messenger RNA from Trichomonas vaginalis G3, 1401 nucleotides. RefSeq lists its product as uncharacterized. The transcript has a single exon. The coding region runs from base 1 to 1401 and encodes 466 amino acids. The record is from RefSeq and is a predicted model, not a curated record. NCBI's taxonomy places the organism in Eukaryota, Parabasalia, Trichomonadida, Trichomonadidae.